AUGGGGCAGGGCGAUACUGUCACUGAUAAACGCCAAAUCGCGAUAGGACCACAAUCAGACGUGGGCUCAAACAAGACGGCGACGAUACAUAUCCUCCAGCAUCAACCCACUGGCCGUCCAAUCGAGGACAGAUACUCGAUCGAUAUCCGAGUAGGUGAAACAGAUGGGCUAGAAGCUGGACAGACUACACUUCUGCUCGGUGUUUACGACGGCCAUCGUGGGUCUGCCGCGGCCGCCUACGUAGCACAGGCCUUGCCAUCAGAGGUGUUGACAACCGCUGCUCAUCUCAGUGGCGCCGCUGAUGGUCAGACAAAGCCGAUUCAAAACGCCUUUGAGAGGUUUGAUCAACAAAUGUCAUCGUCGUUUCAAGAUGCGCAUUCUAUUCCAACGAAACCUGCAGCCCAUACUCCUAGGCGAAUCCUUAGCUCCAUCACAACGAAAUUUUCCAAGGCAAAGAGACAAAAUAAAGACGAGUCGGGCGAUGCAGGAAGUAAGAUCACGGCGGAAGGUACAACCGCUGCACUGAGAGUCUUGAGUGGCUGUACAGCCUCCAUGCUCAUGAUCAAGGUGCCACACGAUCGUCAAGGAACGCCAUCCGCCGACAUCAUAAACCUCGGAGACUCGCGAGUGGUUGUGGCAUCUUUGAGCCCUGAACCGACUAUCCAAGCCACAAGCAUCGACCUCAACUCGGCAGUCAAAGACGAGCAAUCGCUCAUCAUAUCCCAACAUCCUGGCGAUGAUCCAACGGACAUCUUUGUGGGUGGGCGGCUAUUUGGGGAGACCCUGUCGACUCGGGCAUUCGGAGACGGCAUAUACAAGUUGCCUCUCCGAGCCGCCCGCAGUAUGGCCGCCCAGAAUGCAGCAGGAGAAUCGCCAAAAUACUCUGAGUUGACGCGCGAGGAGCGGAGUCAGCAUAGAGAUUUGAUACACCAGUUGAGUGCUCAUCAGCAAGCAGCCGCAGCUUCCAAGGGGAGAGUCAAGAUUAUCCCACUUAUCGAUCGCUUCGACACACUUUUUUGGGCAUACAAAAGCCCUCCAUACGUUUCAUCAACGCCACAAGUGACCAAAGUUCCGUUGGAUGUUGGUAUUUCAAGUCACGAUGAUGUAACGAACGCACAGGGUUCGCGUCCGAUGGUCGGCAUAGUCGCAACUGACGGAUUAUGGGAUUUGGUGUCCUCUGAAGAAGCAGUUGAGAUAAUGAGCCAAGCUUUGAGUCACAGUGCAUCUCCUGCGCUGAUUGAUGGUUUGAACAUGGCACAAAUACUGUUCGGCGGAGUUAUUGAGCGCACAGGAAGAAGGCCGGGGGACGAUGUCACGAUUCUAGUGCUAACCCUCACAUUAUAA
This is a messenger RNA of Ilyonectria robusta, 1344 nucleotides long. RefSeq names its product phosphatase 2C-like domain-containing protein. Lineage: Eukaryota; Fungi; Ascomycota; Sordariomycetes; Hypocreales; Nectriaceae. The transcript has a single exon. Gene Ontology annotation, biological process: protein dephosphorylation. The record is from RefSeq and is a predicted model, not a curated record. Gene Ontology annotation, molecular function: protein serine/threonine phosphatase activity. The coding region runs from base 1 to 1344 and encodes 447 amino acids.